UUUGAAUGAGACGCCUUCCCUCACAUUCUGAAGCAAAAAAACACGCCUCACCUCUUCCUCCUUCCCUCUUUCCCUCUCUUCUCCCUUUCCCCUUGUGUGCCGCCAGCUGCUGGCCCCCUAGCGGCUGUCCACGGAGCCCGACAGCCACCUCCUCUUCCCUCUCACUCCCACAAACAGACACCAGCAACGGGCGUCUCUCACAGCAGCAGUAGGCUGCGGUUGCUGCCACAACCGGCUGUCCACGCAGCUUUUCCCCCCACCACUAGUACAUUCCUAGUUUCCAAUCUCUUGGUCCAUUCCUAGUUUCACCUAUUUAAAAAAUUGUAAUAUGGGUCGACGUGAUGUGGUCUCAGAAGUUUUCGCAGAGAAUAGUUCUAAAAAAAAAUCCAAGAAAAAGAGAAGAGCACCUGACGAUGAUGCUCCAUUGUUAGAAGAUAAAAUUCAUGAUAAAGGUGAGGAUGCUUAUGGGACUCAGAUUGAUGAUAAUGAGCCUACUAUGGCAGAUCAAUUAGCUAUUUUAGAUCUUGAUAACAAAAAAGAUACAGAAAUUCAAGAAAACGCAGAGCGUCCUAAGACACAGCCUCCAAGUGCGGAUUCUGUACAUGUAUUGCUGAAACAAGCACUGCAUGCUGAUGAUCGUGCUCUUCUGUUGGACUGCUUGUACAAUCAAGAUGACAAGGUUAUUGCAAAUUCUGUUUCACUACUGAAUUCAGUUGACAUUUUCAAACUCCUGAACUCCAUUUUAUCCAUCAUCCAGUCAAGGGGUGCGGUUUUGGCAUGUACCCUUCCUUGGCUAAAAAGUUUACUACUCCAACAUUCUAGCAUGAUUAUGUCCCAAGAAUCUUCCUUACCUGCUCUUAAUUCCUUGUACCAGCUCAUAGAAUCUAGAGUUGCAAAUUUUAACCCUGCAAUGCAUCUGUCUAGCAGUUUGGACCUCUUAUUUGCUGGGGUCGACGAUGAAGGAGUUGAUGAGUAUGACUCCGCUCCCCCGGUCAUUUACGAGGACAAUGAUGAAAGCGAUGAAGAAGAAUCAGAAGAAGACGCAAUGGAGGCUGACGAAGAGACGGAAGAACCUGAAGAUUUUAGUGGUCUAAGCGAUGCUGAUCUUAGUGAAGGUUUCAGUGAGUGAUUAAUCACCUGGUCUUCUUACUAAUGGAGAAUUACAGGAUUUUUUAUUACUAAUUUAUUCAUGAUCCUUUUUUGGCCUUCAGAUAGGAGUAAAUUUUUGUUGUAGUUAUUGGUAAAAUAGGAGUAUCUGUAGAAUUUGUAUACUGAAUUAUUUUGCUGGAAUUCAAUUAUGUUCUACAAUCAUGUUAAUCACUUAAAUUAGUCUGUUGAACUUGAAGUCAUCUUAUUUGAAUUAUUGU
Molecule: messenger RNA, 1367 nt
Organism: Amaranthus tricolor (Joseph's coat)
Lineage: Eukaryota; Viridiplantae; Streptophyta; Magnoliopsida; Caryophyllales; Amaranthaceae
Exons: 7
Coding region: 329-1129 (266 amino acids)
Biological process (GO): maturation of SSU-rRNA from tricistronic rRNA transcript (SSU-rRNA, 5.8S rRNA, LSU-rRNA)
Cellular component (GO): nucleolus
Source: RefSeq, a predicted model, not a curated record